UGGAAACCCCUGGUCUAAGGGCUCUUUCACAUGUUGACAGUGCUUAUCAACCUCUGAAAUGUGGUCCAUGAUGGAUCCCUUUCCAGAGGGGGUGGUGUAGCAGCUGCCAGGUGGUUUAAUCCCAGGACCCUACAUUCACUAUAUCUGGUCUCCCCGGACCCUGCAUUCACUAUGUCUGGUCUUCCCAGACCCUGCAUUCACUAUAUCUGGUCUCCCCAGACCCUGCAUUCACUAUAUCUGGUCUUCCCAGACCCUACAUUCACUAUAUCUGGUCUCCCCGGACCCUGCAUUCACUAUGUCUGGUCUUCCCAGACCCUGCAUUCACUAUAUCUGGUCUCCCCAGACCCUGCAUUCACUAUAUCUGGUCUC
Molecule: messenger RNA, 369 nt
Organism: Staurois parvus
Lineage: Eukaryota; Metazoa; Chordata; Amphibia; Anura; Ranidae
Source: the annotation of a GenBank genome assembly